This is a messenger RNA of Nanorana parkeri, 5869 nucleotides long. RefSeq names its product collagen type XI alpha 1 chain (gene COL11A1). The record is from RefSeq and is a predicted model, not a curated record. Gene Ontology annotation, molecular function: extracellular matrix structural constituent. The transcript has 68 exons. Bases 206 to 5809 code for a protein of 1867 amino acids. NCBI's taxonomy places the organism in Eukaryota, Metazoa, Chordata, Amphibia, Anura, Dicroglossidae.
GACUGGGGAGGAACACAUCUCAGCUGGGCAAAGGAGAAGAAAGGACACCCCAAGCCCCCCUCCCCCUGUCAGACUUUUGGGUUUCUUCCUCCUUAUGGCUGUGCAGUGAUCACCUCCUGGACUUUUGGAAGGAGUUGGAGCAGUAGAUUGAAAUCCUCAGAUUCCUUAUCAGCUGGGGGUGAUCCCAGUUUUUUUUUUGUUGGAGAUGGAGAGGUGGAACACAAGGUGGAAAACGAAAAGGAGGUUGUGGGAUUCCUCUCUUAGCUCCCUAAUUCUCAUCACUUUGACUUUCCUUCUCCAAGCUGCAGAGGUCAGAGGAGCUGGACCAGUCGAUGUACUUAGAGCAUUAGAUUUUCACAAUACACCAGAAGGUGUGUCAAAAACAGCAGGGUUUUGCACAAACAGAAAGGCAUCCAAGGGAUCAGACACAGCAUACAAAGUUCAUAAAAAUGCCCAGCUUAGUGUACCAAUGAACCAAUUAUACCCAGGGGGGGUAUUUCCAAAGGAUUUCUCAAUCCUGCUGACAGUAAAGCCCAAGAAAGGCCUGCAGUCAUUUAUCCUGUCAAUAUACAGUGGGGAAGGAACACAGCAGAUAGGCGUUGAGGUUGGCAGGUCUCCUGUCUUCCUUUAUGAAGAUCAGAAUCGACUACCCUCACCAGAAGACUAUCCCAUUUUUAGCACUGUCAAUGUUGCAGAUGGAAAGUGGCACCGGAUUGCAAUCAGUGUGGAAAAGAAGACCAUCACAAUGAUUGUGGACUGCAAAAAAAAGAUAUCCAAACCCUUACCGAGAAGUGACCGUCCUGUGGUGGAUACCAAUGGCAUUGCUGUAUUUGGGACUCGCAUCCUGGAAGAGGAAGUUUUUCAGGGGGACAUCCAGCAGCUUCUGAUUAUUGAUGACCCCAAAGCUGCGUAUGACUACUGUGAACAUUACAUGACGGACUGUGACAAGCCAGCACACCUUUUGCCCCAAGCUCAGGACCCCCAAGUGGAUGAGUAUGCACCUGAUGAGCAAGUCGAUUAUGACUAUAUGUAUGGGGAAACAGAUUACAAGGAGACUGAUUAUGUAACAGUGGCACCCUCAAUAACUGAAGAAUAUGUAGCUCAGACUGAGAAGAAGAAAGCCAAUUCCAAAACGAAGAAGAAGCCAGUGCCCCCUAAGUCAAAGGACAAACCCCCAAAGGUCACGCCCAAAAACUCAUUUGCAGCUAAGAAGAAGAAGGGCAAGACCGAUUACCAAGCAUCAACAAGAAAAAGAAUAGGGGCUAAUGUAGUUGACUACAUUCCAGAACAGUAUGGUGAAGUGGACUAUGGUUACCAGACAGACACACCUGCUCUUACUACUGGACUCAAUGAGAAAACCCCUGUGGAUGAGACACUGGUGGAGGAAACCUUUGUGGAUGAGCCUUUUCUGGAGGAGUACGUAACUGGCGAGGAUUAUGACUCAGAGAAAAAGCUGGUUGAGGAAACAGACUAUGGGGUGAAAGCAGUAGACCCUACACCAACUGAGCCGGUGGUGGUAGGAGAUUUAGAAAAAGAUUUAUAUGAUUAUACAGACUAUGAAGAGAAAGAAACAAAUCCUACCAGAGAAGAGUUUGGACCUGGGGUUGCUGCCGAAACAGAUGUUUCAGAGACCAACGUAAAUAACUAUGGAGGAUAUGGCGAGAAGGGCCAGAAGGGAGAACGAGCUGUUAUUGAACCAGGAAUGCUUAUUGAAGGACCCCCAGGACUGGAAGGACCAGCAGGUCUUACUGGUCCCCCUGGCUUGCAAGGCCCAUCUGGUCCAUCUGGAGACCCUGGUGAGAGAGGUCCACCUGGUCGUCCUGGAUUACCUGGUGCUGAUGGAUUAGCUGGACCUCCAGGCACUAUGCUGAUGUUGCCGUUCCGGUAUUCCAGUGAUGGCGAAAAAGGACCACCUGUCUCAGCACAAGAAGCACAAGCUCAGGCUAUCCUUCAGCAAGCUCGUAUUGCCAUGAGGGGGCCUCCAGGUCCAAUGGGUCUCACAGGAAGAUCUGGCCCAGUGGGGUCUCCGGGCGCUACAGGCAUUAAAGGAGAGUCAGGAGACUCAGGCCCCCAGGGCCCCAGAGGAAUUCAGGGAUCACCUGGUUCAAUGGGAAAAGCUGGUAAAAGAGGACGUCCUGGAGCUGAUGGAGCACGUGGAAUGCCUGGAGAACCUGGUUCAAAGGGUGACAGAGGUUUUGACGGUCUUCCAGGUCUUCCCGGUGAGAAAGGUCACAGGGGGGAUAAAGGUCCUCUAGGCCCACCUGGCCCACCUGGUGAAGAUGGAGACAGGGGAGAAGAUGGAGAGGUUGGACCCAGAGGGCUGCCCGGUGAACCUGGUGAGCGAGGAUUGUUGGGUCCAAGAGGUUCCCCUGGCCCUCCAGGACAACAUGGUGUUGCUGGUGUAGAUGGACCCCCAGGACCUAAAGGUAACUUGGGCCCUCAAGGAGAACCUGGCCCAGCUGGUCAACAAGGAAUUCCAGGAACACAGGGUCUUCCUGGUCCCCAAGGCCCCAUCGGUCCCCCUGGCGAUAAGGGUCCUCAUGGAAAGCCUGGUCUGCCUGGAUUACCUGGAUCUGAUGGACCCCCAGGUCACCCCGGAAAGGAAGGACCACCAGGUGAAAAGGGAGCUGGGGGUCCCAAUGGUCCCCAAGGUCCUAUUGGUUAUCCUGGACCUCGUGGUGUCAAGGGUGCUGAUGGUGUAAGAGGCUUGAAGGGAGGCAAAGGAGAAAAGGGUGAAGAUGGAUUCCCAGGAUUUAAGGGUGAUAUGGGAUUAAAGGGAGACAGGGGAGAAGUAGGCCCAUUAGGUCCAAGAGGAGAAGAUGGUCCUGAAGGUCCAAAGGGAAGAUCUGGUCCAAAUGGAGAUCUUGGUUCAGCUGGUCCAGCUGGUGAAAAGGGCAAGCUUGGUGUUCCCGGUUUGCCUGGAUACCCAGGCCGACAGGGUCCAAAGGGAUCAACAGGAUUCCCAGGAUUUGCAGGAGCCAAUGGGGAAAAAGGAGCUCGGGGUGUUGCUGGAAAACCAGGUCCAAGGGGACAACGAGGUCCAACGGGUCCACGGGGCGCUAGAGGUCCAAGGGGUCCUACUGGAAAACCAGGUGCUAAGGGCACAUCAGGAAAUGAUGGUCCUCCCGGCCCACCUGGUGAAAGAGGACCUCAAGGACCACAGGGCCCUGCUGGCUUCUCAGGACCGAAGGGCCCCCCUGGGCCUCCUGGAAAGGAUGGGUUGCCCGGCCACCCUGGACAGCGUGGUGAAACUGGUUUCCAAGGAAAAACUGGUCCACCAGGUCCUGGAGGUGUUGUAGGUCCACAGGGUCCAACUGGAGAAACUGGUCCUAUUGGUGAGAGAGGUCAUCCUGGACCUCCUGGCCCACCUGGAGAGCAAGGGUUACCUGGAUCAGCUGGAAAAGAGGGUGCAAAGGGAGACCCUGGUCCUCAAGGGGUCUCUGGUAAAGAUGGUCCGGCAGGCCUUCGUGGAUUCUCUGGAGAGAGAGGUCUUCCUGGAGCACAGGGUCCUGCAGGAUUAAAAGGUGGAGAAGGUCCACAGGGUCCACCUGGUCCAAUUGGUUCUAGUGGAGAAAGAGGAGCUGCAGGUGCUGCUGGACCAAUUGGUUUACCUGGAAGACCUGGUCCUCAGGGCCCACCAGGACCAGCAGGAGAGAAGGGAGCUCCUGGAGAAAAAGGACCCCAGGGACCAGCUGGCCGAGAUGGAGUACAAGGACCUGUGGGUCUCCCAGGACCUGCCGGCCCUCAGGGACCACCUGGUGAAGACGGUGACAAGGGUGAAAUAGGAGAGCCUGGCCAGAAAGGAGGAAAAGGAGACAAAGGAGAACAGGGUCCACCAGGACCAGCCGGUCUUCAGGGUCCAGUCGGAGCUCCCGGUCCAGCUGGAUCAGAUGGAGAACCUGGACCAAGAGGUCAGCAAGGAAUGUUUGGGCAGAAGGGGGAUGAAGGCGCUCGUGGUUUCCCAGGUCCCCCUGGUCCAAUUGGUCUGCAGGGUCUUCCUGGACCUCCAGGUGAAAAGGGAGAAAACGGUGAUGUUGGACCAAUGGGUCCACCUGGCCCCCCUGGUCCCAGAGGCCCUCAAGGUCCUAAUGGUGCAGACGGUCCACAAGGUCCUCCUGGGUCAAUUGGUUCUCCUGGAGCAGUUGGUGAGAAGGGUGAACCUGGAGAGGCUGGAAACCCAGGACCCCCUGGUGAAGCCGGUGUUUCUGGUCCUAAAGGUGAAAGAGGAGAGAAGGGAGAAGCUGGACCAUCCGGAGCAGCUGGACCAGCUGGUCCUAAAGGCCCACCAGGAGACGAUGGACCAAAAGGAAAUCCUGGUCCUGUUGGAUUCCCUGGAGAUCCCGGUCCUCCUGGAGAACCUGGUCCUGGUGGUGCAGAUGGCCUUUCUGGUGACAAGGGUGAAGAUGGUGAUUCAGGUCAACCUGGCCCUCCUGGUCCAUCUGGAGAAGCUGGUCCACCUGGUCCUCCUGGCAAGAGAGGUCCUCCUGGAUCUCCUGGCACAGAGGGAAGACAAGGAGAAAAGGGUGCAAAGGGUGAAUCUGGAGCAGAAGGACCUCCUGGGAAGACAGGACCUGUUGGACCUCAGGGCCCUGCAGGAAAACCAGGACCAGAAGGUUUAAGAGGAAUUCCAGGACCUGUGGGUGAACAAGGUCUUCCAGGUGCUUCUGGUCAGGACGGACCUCCAGGCCCAAUGGGACCUCCCGGACUUCCAGGUCUGAAAGGUGACCCCGGCACCAAGGGAGAAAAGGGACAUCCUGGUUUGAUUGGUCUGAUAGGUCCCCCUGGAGAACAGGGUGAGAAGGGAGACAGAGGACUUCCAGGUCCACAGGGAACUCCCGGAUCCAAGGGUGAUGGAGGUGUCAGUGGUCCUUCUGGUCCAAAUGGUCCUCCUGGUGCUCCUGGGUUACCUGGUCCUCAAGGUCCUAAAGGUUCAAAGGGUUCAGGUGGUCCUUCAGGUCAGAAGGGAGAUGGCGGUAUGCCUGGACCUCCUGGACCACCAGGACCACCAGGAGAGGUCAUCCAGCCACUGCCUAUCCAAUCACCAAGGAAGACCCGAAGAUCUCCUGAAGGCAUGAUGGCAGAUGCAGUAGACAAUAUUUUGGAUUAUGAUGGAAUGGAUGAGAUAUUUGUUUCCCUAAAUUCUCUGAAACAAGACAUAGAGCGCAUGAAAUAUCCAGAAGGAUCCCAGAACAAUCCUGCUAGAACAUGCAAAGAUCUCCAGCUCUCUCACCCAGAGUUCCUUGAUGGUGAAUAUUGGAUCGAUCCAAACCAGGGCUGCUCUGGAGACUCAUUCAAAGUGUACUGCAACUUCACAGCCGGAGGGGAGACCUGUAUCUAUGCAGACAAGAAGUCCGAAGCAGUACGAAUUUCAUCCUGGCCAAAAGAAAACCCUGGUUCCUGGUUCAGUGAAUUCAAAAGAGGAAAACUGCUUUCUUAUGUGGAUGUUGAAGGCAACAGCAUUAACCAAGUUCAAAUGACAUUCCUGAGACUUCUCAGCUCCUCAGCCCGCCAGAACUUUACAUACAGCUGUCACCAAUCAGUGGCUUGGCAUGAUGCUGUUAACAACAACUAUGACAAGGCCCUGCGGUUCCUGGGUUCAAAUGAUGAGGAAAUUUCAUACGACAACAGUCCCUUCAUUGCAGCCCUGCAUGAUGGAUGUGCGCUGAGGAAAGGAUAUGCACGAACAGUCCUAGAAAUCAACACCCUGAAAAUAGAUCAAUUGCCUAUAGCAGAUGUUAUGAUCAGUGACUUUGGGGAUCAGAAUCAGAAGUUUGGAUUUGAGGUUGGCCCAGCCUGCUUCUUAGGUUGAGACUGGAAUGCGGACAAGCAGCUUCUAAAAAAAGUGUAAAAAAAUUAUUUUCUAAAAAAA